Messenger RNA from Kalmanozyma brasiliensis GHG001, 762 nucleotides. RefSeq names its product Cytochrome b5-like heme/steroid binding domain protein. NCBI's taxonomy places the organism in Eukaryota, Fungi, Basidiomycota, Ustilaginomycetes, Ustilaginales. Gene Ontology annotation, molecular function: heme binding. The transcript has 2 exons. The record is from RefSeq and is a predicted model, not a curated record. Bases 1 to 762 code for a protein of 253 amino acids.
AUGACGGCAGCGACAGCAUCAGCAGCAGGCCUGUCCGGUAUCAGCCUCGACAAUAUACGCCUCACCACGCCAGCGGACGACGCUGCAAACGACUCGGACGCCGACUCGUUCGAAAGCGCGGAUGAUGGACCCAGCAUCGCCGUGCAGGAUGACGACGAGCCACCAGCCUUUCCGAGUAUCAACAGCGCUCAGAGACAGGGCUCAUCUUCAAGUAAGGCGACUCAGCCUGUGUCAGCCCCUUCGAAGGCUGCCUCUUUUCUGCAAUCGGUAGCACCGCGGCCCUCAUCUUCCAACACCCUGAUGGCGCCACCAUCCUCGCUAGCACCGCCUCGCAGCGGAGGACUUGCCGCGCCACCAUCAACAUCGGCAUUGACCGCACCUGCAGGCAUCGGUGGCGCAUCAGGUGCGAAGGCACUAGGAGGCAAGAGUAGGAAGAAAGUGGCACUUGCGCCAGGGUGCAGUCCCCUGGACUGGGCCAGGCUCAAGAACAGCACGGAUUUGAGGGGCGGCGUCACCUCAUUGCAGAGAGUGACACCCUCCGAGCUCAAGAAGCACAACACUCGCGAGGAUGCCUGGUCGGCCUUCUACGGGAAAGUGUACAAUAUUACGCCUUAUCUUCCCUUCCACCCUGGAGGAGAAGACGAACUGAUGCGUUGCGCUGGCCGCGACGGCACCAGACUGUUCGCUUUGACUCAUUCGUGGGUCAACAUCGACUCGAUGAUCGACACUGCGAUGGUUGGCAUUCUCACGAGCGAGCCCUGA